Messenger RNA from Prorocentrum cordatum, 402 nucleotides. The record is from the annotation of a GenBank genome assembly. Lineage: Eukaryota; Dinophyceae; Prorocentrales; Prorocentraceae.
GGCGUCGCCCGCAGCCUCGUGGCCAACGGGGCCAUCGUCACCAAGCGGGACGGCAGUGGCAGCGACGCAGAGCUGGUGGGCGCGACGUGGGCCCCGACCGAGGUGGCGGUGACAAACGCGCGCCGCGCGGGGCCCUUCGCGCUCGAUUGCCAGGGCUUCCAGCUGUGCGCGAGCCCCACGGCCCUGGCGUACGACGACUUCUACGAUGAGGACCUGAUCCUGCGGAAGUACUAUGCUCGGAGGUGCGCUGCCUUGGUCAAGAUCGCGUCACGGGCGCCGCCGUGGUCGCGGCGUUUGACCACAACCUCAGGAGCGCCAGCGGCAAGCGCUCGAAUCGGGCCAUCAAGGGCGGCUCGGCGGUCCAGUCCCCGGCCCCGCUGGUCCACGGGGACUACACCAUGA